GAGAAGCUGGAGUGAGAGAUGAACUCCGAGCAGGAACGGCCGUACGUUUGCAGUGCGGGCUGCUCUCAGCGUUUCCCCACAGAAGACCAUCUAAUGAUUCACCGCCACAAGCAUGAGAUGACCCUCAAAUUUCCACCCAUCAAAAGUGAUAACAUGCUAUCAGACCAGACGCCAACCCCAACACGCUUCCUGAAGAACUGUGAGGAGGUUGGACUGUUCAGUGAUCUGGACUGCUCCAUGGAGCAGGACUUCCAAGCCCAAGAGGAGGAGGACAAUAAACAGAAUAUCGCUCUUCAUGCACAACCAGGCCUGACCCAGCACCAGCAACCUCACAGCCGAAUGACCAACCAUGAAAACAGCAUAGUGAUACAACAAGCGUUACCAUCACCACAGUCCAGCUCAGUCAUCACACAGGCUCCUUCAACCAACAGACAGAUCGGCCCAGUUCCUGGCUCUCUCUCAUCACUGCUGCACUUAAGGAACAGACAGCGACAGCCUCUGCCAGCCUCCAUGCCUGGCACUCUGCCCGACCCCACUAUGCAGGGAUCCUCUGCCGUGCUCAUGCCUAUGGAGAGACAAAUGUCCAUGGGCUCCAACAUAAUGGGCAUGCAAGGCCCCACCCACAGCAGCUCCUGUUCCUCUCCUCAUGUACCGUCCAUGCAUUCGGAAGCAAAACUGAGACUGAAAGCUGCUUUGGCUCACCAUCCUGGGCCUAUCUCCAAUGGCAACAUGAAUACUAUGGGUCACAUGAUGGACAUGAUGUCGUCACGGCAAGAGCAGAGCCAUCACCAUCUGCAUUCGCAUCCUCAUCAACACAUGCAGGCCCCGCCCCAUGGUUACCCACACCAUGCCCACCACCAUAGCCACACCCAAACAGGCCACCAUCACCCGCAGGGCCACGGGCACCAUAACUCUCACCCAGGCCACCUACACCCUGCGCACGGGCACCAGACGUCUCCUCACGCACAAAUGCACUCUGUUGCGCCCCAGUUAUCCCCGGCUGCUCAGCAAAUGCAGCCCACGCAGACACUGCAGUCUGGACCACCCAGUGGAGGUCGGCGCAGACGCGUGGUGGAUGAGGACCCUGACGAGCGCCGGCGCAAGUUUCUGGAGAGGAACCGGGCGGCUGCUACACGCUGCAGGCAAAAAAGGAAAGUGUGGGUGAUGUCUCUAGAGAAGAAAGCUGAAGAGCUCACCCAGACCAACAUGCAACUCCAGAAUGAAGUGAGCAUGCUGAAGAAUGAGGUGACUCAGCUCAAGCAGCUCCUACUGACACACAAAGACUGUCCCAUCACCGCCAUGCAGAAGGAGUCACAGGGCUACCUCAGUCCAGAAAGCAGUCCAGCAGGAAGUCCAACUCCUGUGACCCAGCAGCAGGUCAUCCAGCACAACACCAUCACCACGUCCAACACGGCCCCCAAUCACUGCACAGACAUCAACCCCAUCCACUAGAGACUAUCUACAUCUUAGACGCACGAACAUCUGCACCGUGAGGUCCGUGAACAAAAGGCACACCUCUGGGCCUUUGCGGCGAAUCUUUCUUCCAUAUGUAUUUGGUACAUGCAAAUCUCAUGGUUUCUUUAGUGGGACUUUUUUUUUUUUUUUUGCUUCGAGUUAAAAUAUUCAAAUUGUUUCAAAAGGAGGCCUGUAAAAAUUCAAAAAGUGCUGAACUUUUCAGCAUAACCGUUCACACAAAGUCAAGGUAAAAUGUUACCACGAUUUUACCUACCAAGAGAGAGUUGUGUUGUGUUUUCAUGUUUCACUAAUUCACUCCUUCAAAUACUACUGCCUUCCCACAUGUGCAACAGUCAAACUGUAGCCUUGAUGUGUCUUUUCUCAUUGCUCUGAACUAUAAUGCCAAAAAAGCUGUUUAUUUUGUAUCUGUUUGUUUUUACGAAUGAUUUAUGAUGAUUAAUUCAUUUAUUAAUAUGUCACACUUCCAGUCUCCUGCAAGGCGAUGAACUAAGAAAACCUAAUUGUUAAUCCAUUAUGUUCUUAUGACAAUAAUGAUGUUAAAUGGAAGCAAUAUACAUCAGUCUGACGAAUGCUCAACAACUUGGCUGUCAGUUUACUUGUCAAUUUACCAAACUUAAUUCCCAUCACGAUGUUGCAGUGCAGUAAAUGACCAUUGCUUGGUUGUUCUGCUUUCAGCAGUGGCCAGUAAUUAAAAAAGGCAAGUUACAUAAAGUAAUGUAUAAUUUGAGUUUGGGUGUUUGCCUUGUUGAAAAUUCGUCAGAAUUCUGGUGAGGCCCACAAUAUGUGUGUGUGUGUGUGUGUGUGUGUGUGUGUGUGUGUGUGUGUGUGUGUGCAAAUCUCAUUGGCUGCUCUAGCCAUAUGCUGAAUCUCAGCACAGUGACACCCUGGAGACAUCUCUGCUUACUCAAACCUCUAGGCCAAGUUACAAGGGCCUUCUGUAAAGUAAGAAAAUAAUGUAAUCAACGUUUGUUUAAACCUGCAUGGCCAUUGUUCUGUUGGACGAAUAUGAUGUUGAAGCCUGCCCUUUUACUUUGAGCAUGGCCAGAAGAGUCUGUCUCUUGGUUGCUCCUUGAGUCUAUGAUUAUGCAGUAUGUAAUAUGAUCAUACAGUCCAACGGACCCAACAGAUGUUGAUUAGAUCGUCUGGAUUGAGAAGUCAUGCAGAUUGGGUGCAUAAGAACGUUUUAGGAGCAGCUCAUGCUUUCUCAAGGACCAAGCAAAGACUCAAUAGAAGUCUACAAAAAUUCCCUAUAGCAGAUGAGUAGGAGACUGUUGGAGGUUAAAUUCUGCUGCUGCACUGAAGAUACUCGUAUUGGAAGCAGCUUCUUCUUACUAUACGGACAUUCCAAUGUGAACCCUAUUUUAUUCCCCCUUUUGAAUUUUUGUUUGGUUGUUUGUACAAAAGACCUCUUUACCUCAGGACUGCAUAAUCCCAGACACGAAGCUGCUCACUGUAGCCAUGAGUGGCUGAGCAAGCCUUGAAACCCUGAUGAGGUUGUAUCGAUUAGCUGUCUCUCUUUAACGUUGACUUAUUGCGUAGUGCUUUAGUUUCGUCUGCCUCGAAGAGAAUGUAGCAUUUGACUAUUUCUAAACAGGUACCAAUCUAAACUAUGCUUUCCAACUCUCACAGUGUGCCUGAACUAUUUUGUGACUUGCUCACAUGCAAAAGAAUGUCAGUCAUUAUUAAUACCGUACAUUUUGUGUGUGUGUGUGUGUGUGUGUGUGUGUGUGUGUGUGUGUGUGUGUGUGUGUGUGAGCUAAAUGUUUUUAUGCUCUUUUAUAAAAGUUCAGAAUAAUUGCUUUGUUUGCAUGGAGCUGUUCUCGGGGAUUCACUUUGGUGGACACUUUGGGUAUUCCUCUGGACCCUGGAGGCCUGUGAUGAGAGCACCUUGACCUUUUUUGACGUUUCCCAGGCAUCCUUGGUCAAUGCCCAAAUAAAUUGUUACGUUUUGCGCCAAAAUGUUUCCCCUCCCCAGCAGGAGAAAAAGGUCUUUCUUCCAGUUGAUGAUCUCUCAAGUAUUCAACAGUUUGUCGAGGACAUUUUACCGCUCUUAAUUGGAACAUAUUGAUUUCCUUCAUCUUUCCAUGCAGCACCGUGUCUGGAGCAGGAGCGUGCUAAAGCUCCUCCACAUUUAAAGGAGGAUUCAUGUAGCUGUCUAUGCACUUUGCCCUCUGCGUGUACAGCAGAGUUUGAAAUAGCCAUAAUGAAGACUCAGUGAUUCUUCUGUUCCCACACCAGCGAGAUGCGGCCUUUGUCGACCCAAUGGAGACAGAGGCAUUGCAGCCUUUUGUAUCUCCCAAAAAAAGGAGUCCCUUAUAGGGCCAUCCUACUGGAAUCCAAGGAAAUGUUUUAUCUUAACUUUCAGACUUUGUGUCUAGAUGCUCAUAUAGCUUUAAACAAUUUAGGAUAUCUCUUUCGGAUGUCUCUAUCUACGAAAACUUUGUAGAUAACCUUUGUAGGUUUUUCACACUGUGAAGGUGGCUGGGGUAGUAAUGUGAACAAUAAUUGUUUUCUAUUCAGUCUAAGACUUCAUGCAUUGUGUUUGCAUUAUGUUGCAGCAUUUUCCCUAACGAACAAUCUAACUGAAGCCAGCACUUGCUACAUGUAGCAUUUUAAAGAGGCUUUUUUUUCCCUUUUCAGUUAUUUUGUCCAUGAUUGUGGUUUGUUACAGCUGAACACCAACCCGAUAACAGUCCACAUGUGUCAUCUCAGCAUGCAUUUCAAUACUGCACUCUAGUUUCUGCAUAGCAAUGUCAUGAGCUAGCGAGAAAGUUGGCCAUCAUAGCGGUUUUAUUCCAGACUAAAAAUAGCCAAGAAAUAAUAAACACCAUCUUUUGCAUUAACAUUUAAAAUGUAUAUUAAAGGCUCAGCCAGGAAAGGUUUGUGAAAGAUAACAUUUAAAUGAGACUCUAUGGAGGACCAUAUGGUUGUCAUUGGAUGCAAUUAGGAUCCAGCAACAUGUCUCAGACCAUGCUGGAGUAGCAAAGUUAAACAACCAUCAGACAUCCUGCAGUAUUUCAUCUCCUCAGUUUUUUCAUUUCAAACGACAGCAGAUCAGGUUCACUCACCUCUGCUUAGCACAGAAGCGGAGAGCAAAAAAGAUUGAAACUGGAAUGAUUUAUAAUAAUAAUAAUAAUAAUAAUAAUACAGAUUAUUCUCAACUUGUUGAUUUGGUCAUUGUUCCUUUGUAAAAUGGGCGUAUAGUACUUUGUCUUUUGUACUUUCUUUUUUGAGAAAAUGGAGAGUAAAAUGUAUGUGUGUGUGUGUGUGAUAGAGUGUGUUAUUUUUUUUGCGAGAUAGUGGACAUUAAAAAAAGUAUAAAUGUAUCAUUUGAAGCAUAAAAAUAUAAAUAUUGUAUAGAUUCUCAUUAAUCUUUCUCAUGUAAUGCAACCACCUUUCUUCUCGAAAGGAGUCAAUGUUUGGUACAUGUUGUAAAUAAUGUUUGCGUAGCACUUCAACUGUUUGUUAAAAUGUCUGUUCAUUUCUGCGCAUAAACGUUCGUUUUCCUUGUUUAUUACACAUCCUGGAUUCGAACAUGCCUGCAUAACUUUGUACAUUUUUUUUUUUUUUUUAUAUAUGUUUGUGUUUGUUCAUUUGUUUGUCUAUGCAUAUGUACAGAUGUGAGAUCACAGCAGCUAUAUUACAGUAUGGAAAUAAAGCACUUGUUCAGUAA
Silurus meridionalis is the source of this 5149-nucleotide messenger RNA. RefSeq names its product cAMP responsive element binding protein 5b (gene creb5b). Gene Ontology annotation, biological process: regulation of transcription by RNA polymerase II. Gene Ontology annotation, molecular function: DNA-binding transcription factor activity, RNA polymerase II-specific; cAMP response element binding. NCBI's taxonomy places the organism in Eukaryota, Metazoa, Chordata, Actinopteri, Siluriformes, Siluridae. The record is from RefSeq and is a predicted model, not a curated record.